Cavenderia fasciculata is the source of this 528-nucleotide messenger RNA. RefSeq names its product Rab GTPase (gene rab6). Lineage: Eukaryota; Evosea; Eumycetozoa; Acytosteliales; Cavenderiaceae. The transcript is spliced from 5 exons. The record is from RefSeq and is a predicted model, not a curated record. Gene Ontology annotation, molecular function: GTPase activity; GTP binding. The coding region runs from base 1 to 528 and encodes 175 amino acids.
AUGGAAUCUUUAUCUAAAUAUAAAUUGGUGUUUCUUGGUGAUCAAUCAGUUGGAAAGGUGAGGUGGAUCAUACCUCUAUUAUCACAAGAUUUAUCUGGUCAAGAAAGAUUUAGAUCAUUAAUUCCAUCAUAUAUCAGAGACUCUAGUGUAGCCAUAGUAGUUUAUGAUAUUACAAAUAAAAACUCAUUUUUAAAUACAAUUAAAUGGAUUGAAGACGUAAGAAGUGAAAGAGGAAAUAAUGUAGUUAUAAUGUUGGUUGGAAACAAGACCGAUCUUGCUGAUAAAAGACAAGUGUCAAUAGAAGAGGGUGAAGCAAAAGCAAAAGAAUAUGAAAUUAUGUUUACAGAGACCAGUGCAAAGGCUGGAUUCAAUAUUAAAGCACUCUUUAGAAAGGUUGCAUCUGCUCUCCCAGGCAUUGACACCAAUUCAAUUGCCAAGAGUGCAGAGAUGAAUGAAAUAGAUAUUGCACAAUCAGACAAGAAUAAUAAGGGUGUAACUACUUCAGAAUCGGGUGGAUGUCGUUGUUAA